Messenger RNA from Chelonus insularis, 1262 nucleotides. RefSeq names its product insulin-like growth factor-binding protein complex acid labile subunit. Lineage: Eukaryota; Metazoa; Arthropoda; Insecta; Hymenoptera; Braconidae. Gene Ontology annotation, molecular function: protein binding. The transcript has a single exon. The coding region runs from base 66 to 1082 and encodes 338 amino acids. The record is from RefSeq and is a predicted model, not a curated record.
UUGAACGUUAAGGUUCUGAGCUUCUUCAGUUUUAAUGUGUCUUCAGUGUCUGAAUUGUUUAAAUCAUGGAUCCACUAUUGUUUAUUUGGUUAUUUUUAUUGAGUGAAGGAAUUUUUCAAGUUUAUUCCUUAGAAGAAACAACUAACUGUCGAAUCCACAAUCACUUAUUUGUGUGUAUUAACAAUGAAAAUGCUCUUCAAAAUGUAAUCUUUGAAGACGUGAAUGCUGUACAAACGAUUGACGAUAUUGAAUUACAUUUAGAAAAUUUAAAUAUCGUUACAUUGUUGGAAAAAUCUUUAACAGAUGUCAAGAAUUCAACUGCUUUGUAUUUGUCUGAAAAUAAGCUUUCUGUAAUAACUAGAUUUUUCUUCCAAUGGUUGGACCAAUUGACUUAUCUUGAUUUAAGGAAUAACAUAAUCAACAAUAUUGAAGAUGGAGCUUUUUCGAAAUUGACUAAUUUAGAAACAUUACUUCUUGAUGGUAAUUAUAUUUCCAAACUUGGACCAACAACCUGGAAGGGUCUAGUCAAUCUUCAUGAAUUAUAUAUAACAAAUAACACAAUUAUUUUAAGAAAAAAUAUGUUCAAAGGAUUGAAGCAAUUGGAAACAUUGGCUUUGGAUUCAAAUGAAAUUUCUGAUAUCCCUUUAGGAACUUUCAAUGGCAUUUCUCACAUUGAUUUACUCUACUUAUCAAGAAAUGAAAUUUCAUCUCUUCAUUCAGACAUUUUUAAAGGAUUACAUCAAAUCAACGAACUGGAUCUUUCAAAAAAUAGGCUUAGUUCAAUUCCUAAUGGACUCUUUCGUAACAUGAAAUCCUUGGAUUCACUUUGGCUUAAUGAUAAUCAUCUUAUCAACAUUCAAGCUGAAGCUUUUGUUGGUUUAGAAAAUCUUUUAUUUCUUUUUUUAAGUGGAAAUGAACUUGAGUCUAUCGAUAUGUCCAUUUUUAUGAAUAUGAAAAAUGUUUCUGUGGAACCUGGAUUCAUAAUUGAUGGCUCACUAGCCACAAACUUGACAAUUCUUCGUGGAAUUUUACGAUGUGAAAGCAUGGGAAGUCAAGAUCCUUAUAAUUGUGAAGAAAUUUAAUUAUUUUACAAGUGUUUUAAAAAAAAAGGCACUUAAUUAUAAACAAUACAUAGCACUUUUGUAUUUUUUUAUUUUAUUGAAGAAUAUUCUGAAUAUAAAUCCAACACGACAACUAAACAUCUAACUUCCUACUGAAGCAUUUGUGUUUGUGCAGGAGUGUUCAAAGGUUACCGACAAGAU